GGGGAUGGGGCCUGGUUGCCCUGCGGCGGCGGGCGGGGAGAGGCGGCUGCGGCCCUGUCUGCCGGUGGCAGAGAGGGAGGGCGAGGGGCUGCGCGUCCGCCAUGGACAGGUUCGCGUGGACUAGCGGAUUGCUGGAGCUGGGGGAGACACUGGUGGUGCAGCAGCGUGGCGUGCGCCUCUACGACGGGGAGGAGAAGGUGAAAUUUGACAGUGGAGUGUUACUGCUUAGCACACACAGGCUGAUCUGGAGGGAUCAGAGGAAUCAUGAGUGCUGUAUUGCUAUACCUCUGUCCCAGGUCAUCUUUAUUGAAGAGCAAGCAGCUGGCAUAGGAAAAAGUGCCAAAAUAGUAGUUCAUCUCCAUCCUGCUCCUUCAAGCAAAGAGCCUGGGCCAUUCCAGAGCAGCAAAUAUUCCUACAUCAAACUGUCUUUCAAAGAGCAUGGCCAGAUUGAGUUCUAUAGACGGCUGUCGGAGGAAAUGACCCAGAGGCGGUGGGAGAGCAUGCCUGCUGGCCACACCAUUCAGGUUACCAAGGAGCCACAGGCAGGAAGAAUAAGGGCAGUGGGAAUUGUGGGAAUCGAAAGGAAAUUAGAGGAGAAAAGAAAAGAGACUGACAAAAACAUUUCUGAGGCUUUUGAAGAUCUGAGCAAACUGAUGGAGAAGGCUAAGGAAAUGGUGGAAUUAUCCAAGUCAAUAGCCAAUAAAAUUAAAGAGAAACAAGGUGACAUCACUGAAGAUGAGACUAUCAGAUUCAAGUCCUAUCUACUGAGUAUGGGUAUAGCUAACCCAGUUACAAGGGAAACAUAUGGAUCUGGCACCCAGUACCACAUGCAGCUGGCAAAGCAACUAGCUGGGAUACUGCAGACACCAUUAGAGGAGCGAGGAGGGAUCAUGUCUCUGACAGAAGUGUACUGCCUGGUGAACCGUGCACGAGGACUGGAGUUGCUGUCACCAGAAGAUUUAGUAAAUGCCUGCAGGAUGCUGGAGUCUCUGAAGUUACCCUUGAGGCUUCGGAUAUUUGACAGUGGUGUGAUGGUGAUUGAGCUCCAGUCUCAUAAUGAAGAGGAAAUGGUAGCUUCUGCCUUAGAGACAGUGUCUGAGAAGGGCUCUCUCACAGCCGAUGAGUUUGCCAAGCUGGUGGGGAUGUCUGUUCUCUUAGCCAAAGAAAGGCUGCUCCUUGCUGAGAAGAUGGGCCAUCUCUGCAGGGAUGAUUCAGUGGAGGGCUUGAGAUUCUACCCAAAUUUAUUCCUGACACAAAGCUAAUGUGGUUUGUGUACAGUUUGUUCUGGAACAAGAGAGCAGAGGGCAUAACCCUUCCAACAAAACUGACUUUAACAUUUUUAUUUGUGUUAGUCAGCUGCAGCAGGUGAACAUUGUAAUACUUCACAGUUCUCAGGUAUCUCAAGUGCUGAAUCCCCCUGUGGGGAGCUGCAAGGACGCAGGAGUCGCUGAGUCAGAAGCCUGUUGUCUCAUACCAGCUCCUCGUGUUUCAAGUCUUAUUUGAUGUGCUCUGUAGUUCCUCAUUGCAAGAGAAGUCAGGUGAAGAUUCCACCCAGUGAAAGUGGAGAGAAUAUCCCUGGAGUCUGCCAGGAGGGUCAGCACCCAGAAGGCAGGUUACUGCAUACUCCAGUCUCAGGUUGUGUACAUCCAGAGCAACAGAGCAGACAGAUGCAUCCACAGUGAUACGGAGCCCCUGCUGUGUCCUGAGGUACGAGGAACAAAUGCAGGUAGAAGAAGCCCUUCUCCUUGG
Dryobates pubescens (Downy woodpecker) is the source of this 1749-nucleotide messenger RNA. RefSeq names its product vacuolar protein sorting 36 homolog (gene VPS36). NCBI's taxonomy places the organism in Eukaryota, Metazoa, Chordata, Aves, Piciformes, Picidae. The transcript has 14 exons. The record is from RefSeq and is a predicted model, not a curated record. Gene Ontology annotation, biological process: protein transport to vacuole involved in ubiquitin-dependent protein catabolic process via the multivesicular body sorting pathway. Bases 102 to 1262 code for a protein of 386 amino acids. Gene Ontology annotation, cellular component: late endosome membrane; ESCRT II complex. Gene Ontology annotation, molecular function: ubiquitin binding; phosphatidylinositol-3-phosphate binding.